AUGUCUGAUGCCGACCAACUUAAACAGCUCAAAAUCAAGGCUGGAGUUGUUAAGCGUUUGAUUAAGGAGCACGCUUCUUAUCAGAAGCAAGUGGUCAAGGAUGAGGAGAAAGCCGAUAAAAUGGCAGCAGACGCUACUAACGAAGACGAGGAGUAUGCUGCCAAAAAGGCAAAGGAAGUUGCCAGAGAGACAGUCACAAUGGUCCGCGAUGCUCAUGGACGUCUUCAGAAGGCUGUUGCCGAUCUUCAGUCCUUCGUCUCAUCUGGAAACUUCUCCGACGAAUCUGCAGAGUUGGUUGAGGCGAAAGCGCAAUUGGAGGCUGCCACUGCUUCCGCAUAA
Caenorhabditis briggsae is the source of this 339-nucleotide messenger RNA. The record is from RefSeq and is a predicted model, not a curated record. Lineage: Eukaryota; Metazoa; Nematoda; Chromadorea; Rhabditida; Rhabditidae. Gene Ontology annotation, biological process: post-chaperonin tubulin folding pathway; tubulin complex assembly. Gene Ontology annotation, cellular component: microtubule cytoskeleton; cytosol. The coding region runs from base 1 to 339 and encodes 112 amino acids. Gene Ontology annotation, molecular function: beta-tubulin binding. The transcript has 2 exons.